Messenger RNA from Meloidogyne enterolobii, 388 nucleotides. Lineage: Eukaryota; Metazoa; Nematoda; Chromadorea; Rhabditida; Meloidogynidae. The record is from the annotation of a GenBank genome assembly.
UCAGAAUUUUAGUGAAAAGUUUAUUUAUUUUAAUUUUUAGGCGUUGCCUCGUUUUUGUCGCGUGGAUGAAACUAGUGCAGCUAGAGACGGCGCAAAAGGAAUGACAACUGGUUAUAUACCUCUUAGGCAAGUUACGACACAAAUUUGUGGAAUGAAUAGGACAGAAAAGGAUCAGUUGGAGUCUAAUAAAUGUUUGGGGUGGUUAGGUGGGCAGCUUUUGCUUCAAACUCAAUCAAAGACAGGAGGUUUUCAGAAGCCUAGAGACGUUGUCAGUACAGACUAUUACACAAAAGAAACAAAUAAAAGGCGGAAAACAAUAAACUUGGGGGAAGAAGAACAGUUGAAUGUAGCAUUACAAAAAAUUGAAAUUAAGGAAGAAAGUGCUUGA